Molecule: messenger RNA, 2260 nt
Organism: Budorcas taxicolor (takin)
Lineage: Eukaryota; Metazoa; Chordata; Mammalia; Artiodactyla; Bovidae
Gene: WRNIP1
Product: WRN helicase interacting protein 1
Exons: 7
Coding region: 1-1929 (642 amino acids)
Biological process (GO): DNA repair; regulation of DNA repair; DNA-templated DNA replication
Cellular component (GO): nucleus
Molecular function (GO): ATP hydrolysis activity; single-stranded DNA helicase activity; ATP binding
Source: RefSeq, a predicted model, not a curated record
AUGGAGGUGAGCGGGCCGGAGGACGACCCGCUGCUGGCGCAGCUGCACCGGGUGCAGUGCCCCGUGUGCCAGCAGGCCAUGCCCGCCGCGCACAUCAACGCGCACCUGGACCGCUGCCUGCUGCUGCACCCGGCGGGCCUGGCGGAGCCGGCGCAGCCCCGCGCCAAGCGGCGCCGGCCGUCCGAGAGCUCGGCGCUCAAGCAGCCGGCCACGCCGACGGCGGCCGAGAGCAGCGAGGGAGAGGCGGAGGAGCCGGACGACGGCGGCGAGAGCGAGGGCCGCGAGAGCGACGACGCGCCGCCCACGCCCAGCGGCGCGCGCCUGCUGCCCGACUUCCCGGGCGCGCGGCCCGGCAGCCCGGGCGGCAAGGGCGCGGGGCCGCGGCCGGCGGCGGCGGCGGCGGCGGCGGCGGCGGCGGGCGGCGCGUCCCCGCGGAGCUGGGGCGAGGCCGAGGCGCCGGAGGAGGAGGAGGCGGCGGGCGACGCGGACGGCGAGGACGACGCGGGCCGCUGGGACGCGGACGCGGGCGCCGCCGCUUUCGGGGGCCCCGGGGGCCGCCCGCGCGCGCCGGCGGCCGAGGAGGUGCGGCAGCUGCUGGAGGGGAAGCCGCUGGCCGACACCAUGCGCCCCGACGCGCUGCAGGACUUCGUGGGACAGGGCCGCGCCGUGGGGCCCGAAACGCUGCUGCGCUCGCUGCUCGAGGCCAGCGAGGUGCCCUCGCUCAUCCUGUGGGGGCCACCGGGCUGCGGCAAGACCACGCUGGCCCACAUCAUAGCCAACAACAGCAAGAAGCACAGCAUCAGGUUCGUGACGCUGUCUGCAACCAGCGCCAAGACAGCUGACGUGCGGGACGUCAUCAAACAAGCUCAGAACGAGAAGAGAUUUUUCAAGAGGAAAACCAUCCUUUUUAUUGAUGAGAUUCAUCGGUUCAAUAAGUCUCAGCAGGACACGUUCCUUCCUCACGUGGAGUGUGGGACCAUCACCCUGAUCGGGGCGACCACGGAGAACCCCUCCUUCCAGGUCAAUGCUGCUCUGCUGAGCCGCUGCCGAGUCAUCGUGCUGGAGAAGCUCCCUGUGGAGGCUGUGGUGACUAUCCUAAUGCGGGCCGUCAGCUCCCUGGGGAUCCAGGUGCUGGACUCCAGCCGCCCUGCCGACCCUCUGAGCCACGGCGGCAACAGCAGCUCCGAGUCCUCGGUGCUCAUCGAGGACAAGGCUCUGGACACACUGGCCCACCUGAGCGACGGGGACGCGCGGGCCGGGCUGAACGGGCUGCAGCUGGCCGUGCUGGCUCGGCUGAGCGCCCGGAAGACCUUUGGGAAGAAGGGCGGACAGAGCUACCCCCCGAGCCGCGUGCUGGUCACAGAGAGCGACGUGAAGGAGGGCCUGCAGCGCUCACACAUCCUGUACGACCGGGCAGGGGAGGAGCACUACAACUGCAUCUCGGCGCUGCACAAGUCCAUGCGGGGCUCCGACUCCAGCGCCGCGCUCUACUGGCUGGGCCGCAUGCUGGAGGGCGGCGAGGACCCGCUCUACGUGGCCCGGCGGCUCGUGAGGUUCGCCAGCGAGGACGUGGGCCUGGCUGACCCGUCCGCCUUGACGCAAGCUGUUGCCACCUACCAAGGCUGUCACUUCAUAGGCAUGCCCGAGUGCGAGGUGCUCCUGGCCCAGUGCGUCGUCUACCUGGCGCGAGCCCCGAAGUCGAUUGAGGUGUACAGCGCCUACAACAACGUCAAGGCCUGCCUGCGGAGCCACCAGGGCCCGCUGCCCCCCGUGCCCCUGCACCUGCGCAACGCGCCCACCAGGCUGAUGAAGGACCUGGGCUACGGCCAGGGCUACAAGUACAACCCCGCCUACAGCGAGCCGGUGGAGCAGGAGUACCUGCCGCAGGAGCUGCGGGGCGUGGACUUCUUCAAGCAGCGGCGGUGCUGACGGAGUCGGCCGACCGGCCGGGGGCUGGCGGAGGCUGUCCCGGCCCGCCUUCUGCGCCAGCGGCGGAGCGUUCUGAGGUGGCGCAGCCACUGCGGCCGCAUGUGUGACGUGACGCUGUGUUCGUUUGCACCCUGUGCGACGUGAUGCUCAUGAAACGUUCUGGCAGCUUCGUGCAAUGGAUUCACGUUAUAAGGAGGUAUCUAUUUUGUCAUAGUAUUUAAGUCAUAAUGUCAUUUCAAAAUUGAGUUCUGUAGGUUUCUUUUCUUUUAAAAAAUGUUUAUUCUGGGUAGUUUCAAUUGAUUAAAAAAAAUGUAAUUGUGGUUUAAUACUG